AUGAAGAGAGUAGCACAUUCGGUUCGAAUCGGUUUCGUUCGGCGAGGAUUCGUAUCUCCGGAGCCAGAUGAAUAUCAAUCAUCGCCGAAAGUUCAACAACUACCACACCAACAGUCAGCUCUCCGGCAGUUCUGGAAUAGACGGAUCAGCCGUAGUGCGCCUUUGAGAGAUGAAGUUCAGAAUCAACAAUAUAUUGUCGCACCUGGAACACCCCAAAAUGUUCGCCUACAUGACAUUACCGAAGCAAAUAAUAGCAAGCAACAUUAUCCAGAGAUCUCUAGCUCAUCGUCACUUCCAUCCACUCCUUCUGUAGCCAGACAACCGAUGAGGAUACAGGAACAAACAACGACACAUAAUCCGCACAAAAUACCAAGCACAGCAAAGUGA
Messenger RNA from Didymodactylos carnosus, 387 nucleotides. The record is from the annotation of a GenBank genome assembly. Lineage: Eukaryota; Metazoa; Rotifera; Eurotatoria; Philodinida; Philodinidae.